This is a messenger RNA of Marasmius oreades (fairy-ring Marasmius), 969 nucleotides long. RefSeq lists its product as uncharacterized. Bases 86 to 874 code for a protein of 262 amino acids. The transcript is spliced from 6 exons. The record is from RefSeq and is a predicted model, not a curated record. Lineage: Eukaryota; Fungi; Basidiomycota; Agaricomycetes; Agaricales; Marasmiaceae. Gene Ontology annotation, molecular function: oxidoreductase activity, acting on the CH-OH group of donors, NAD or NADP as acceptor.
ACGCCUGCUGCUUGGGAACACCCACAACAUGGGUCAUCGCGGAAAUAUCUUUUUUUCACUUCUCUAGGCUCGUGACAUUCGAGAAAUGACGAUUGUGGCAGGGAAGAUUGUAGUCAUCACAGGUGCCUCAAGAGGCAUUGGCUCCGGCUGUGCUCGGGAAUUCGCAAAAUACGGAGCCGCUGGACUAUUGUUGCAUUACUACGGCGACUCAGUCACGACAGUGGAAAUACAAUCUUUGAAAGCAGAGAUUGAAUCCAGUACUGGAAGCGGCUGCAAGGUCGUGACUAUACCUGGUGAUAUUGGAGAUCCUGCGACGGCGACCAAAAUCACUACUGCAGCCGUAGAAGAAUUUGGUCGAAUCGACGUGUUGGUAUCGAAUGCUGGAAUAUGCCCCUUCGCUGAAUUCUUGACCAUGCCCCAUGCUACAUGGGAACGGACGAGACAAGUCAAUCUAGACGGUUCUUUCUACGUUGUUCAAGCCGUGGCUAAUCAGAUGAAAGUUCAAUCACCCCAAGGGGGCUCCAUCAUUGGAGUGUCGUCCAUCUCCGCCCUCGUCGGUGGAGGAAUGCAAUGUCACUAUACGCCAACUAAAGCCGGGAUCUUAUCGUUGAUGCAGAGUUGCGCGGUCGCACUAGGCCAAUACGGUAUCCGUGCCAAUGCUGUUCUACCAGGAACAAUUGAAACAGACAUCAACAAGGAAGACCUGACCGAUCCUGUAAAGAGGGAAAACAUGGUCAAAAGAACCGCACUGGGUAGGCUUGGUGCUCCUGAAGACAUUGCAGGUCCUGUAGUAUUCCUCGCGAGCGACCUGGCAAAAUAUGUCACAGGAAGUUCAUUACUCGUUGAUGGAGGUCUCUUUGUGAAUUUACAGUAAAGUGUUAUGGCAAUUAUCAACGGUAUGCUGGUUCCAAUGGUUUACCCUGUAUGACUGUGGGUUCUGCGGUUAUCAGGAUGUUAGUGAAACGACAC